UUCAUUUUAAGAUGGGCGAAACAUGAAGUCCAUCUCAGACGCUGGUGCAUGCACGGAGUUUUGUUCCUCUCACUCUGCCUGAUCCGUGUUCUGUUUUUAUCUUUACGUCAAGAAAGAGAGAACAGCACAGAGGAGAAGAGGAACUCAAAAAAUUCCGAAACCGGAAGGCGAGUCCAAUUCGCGGCUGUGAACAAAAAUAACAACAAAAAGCCUCUUCCCCUUCCGUAGAGGAAUUCUCCCACUAAUCGCUGCCACCCUCCCAGUCUUCGCGCCAGCUUUCGCCUUUUCCCAAACUGCUCCUCCUCUCAAGCUUGUCCAAUGCCGGCCGUUUAAAGCCGACGGCGGGCCUCGAAGCUUUACUUUGGUUCUUGAGGCCGUUUGUGGUGAUCAGAGUUCUUUUUUCUUGAUUCUUGAUUGGAUUUUGGUGGGAAGUUGGGAUUUUGAUACCGUCUCUGAGUGUCUUCUGGGAUUUUUCGAUCAAAAGGAGAAUCUUUUUGGGUGUUGGGAUUUGUGGAAGAAAAGGAAGGUAAUAUAACCUUGAAAGGUGGAGCCUUGAUUCAGACCAGAAGAGGAAGAAGGUGGGAGAACUUUGGGAAUUGGUUUUUAAGAAGUACUUGGUGGUGAUGGAGCGAGUUUAGUCACUUGGUGUCUGUAAUUGGUGAAGAAAACAAACAAGACAGGAAAAGAUCAAGAAUUUUGAUAUUUAAUAGCUCUUGAUGGCAUACAAAUCUUGGAAAGGACUCGUGGAGAAGAAAGAAAGCAAUACUCUAUACAGACUUUAUUCCGAAGAUCAUGAAUUUGACUGGCUUGGUCGUUUAUGAUGAUGCUUUUAUCUGAUUUGAAGUCGGUAAAAUUAAAGGAUAUCAGCAUCAAUUUGGAUUCGAUUGGUUCUUAACUUCAGGUUUGGAUACAUGUUGGUUCACCUCCAGCUUUCAAGUUAAUUUCAUUUUGGUAGAGCAGGAGACAUUCAUCUACCAUGGCAAAGAGAUCUCGCAGACGACUUGCACGGGCCAAGAAGGAUCGCACUGGCUGCAUAUGGGGUUUGAUUAGCAUGCUUGAUUUCCGCCAUGGGCAUUUUACUCGAAAAUUACUUAAAGACAAGAAGCAUGGAACUGGUAGACAUGUAGGCACUGGAUAUUCAAGGAGAACACUUAAUUUGUUGGGUAAUUUUGAAGACAAGCAUAAAGACAAUGAUGAUAUCAAUGAAGAGGAAGCAGGAAGGGCAAGUUUGGAUAUAAUAAGUGUCAAAACACUCAUGGAAGCAGAGAUGUUGAGAGAAAAUUCAUCGAAGAAGGUAUCUAAUGCUGAAGUCAGACAUGCAAGAUCCAAUUUGAAAUCCCAGAUUCAUCUUGAGGAUAAUCACAAGCAAAUAAGUAGGAACUCUAAGGCAACAUGUGAUCUUGAUGCCAAUGAUUUAAGGGCUUUCGCAAGCUUGGACCCUUGUUGGUCUGAUUAUCCAAAUCUGGUCGGUAAGUCUUCUAUCGAUCUCGAGCUGCCUGCACUGAUGGCAGAGUACUGUGUAGACAACUGCCGAUGCCAAGAAAAGCAUGUGGAUUGUAAGACUAAGACAAAUUCAAGUCCUGCCCUGAAACAUAUAAGUCAUAGCAACUAUAGUCAUCUUCAUGAGCAUCCCGGGCUUGCUCAAAAGCACUCCAUUCUUCAAAAGGCACUGCACAAUGAAGCUGAGACUUGGAAAAGUCAGAAAUUCAUUGACAUAAAACAGCUAAAUAGUAAUGGAGUAGUCCGUGAAUCUAAGGACUUUGUUGAAGCAUUGGAAACAUUAAAUUCAAAUAAAGAGCUACUUUUGAAGCUUCUUCAAGAUCCAGAUUCACUUCUGUUGAAGCACGUCCAAGACUUCCAAAACUCUCAGGCUGGUAAACCAGCAACACUGGAAUCAUCAAAGAAUUUUGAAGGAGGCAAAUUGUUAGGCGAAGAGAUUAAAAGCUCAGGCCAAUGUGAGCAAUCCAUCAACCAUAAGCACUUACAUUAUCCUGUUAGAAAAAUAGAUGAGUCAAACAGCACAAAGCUGUCGAGGAAGGGUGGUAAUUCCAAGAUGUUAGAUAGAAUAGUAGUUUUAAAACCCAGUCCAGCAAGAAUUCAGAACUUGUCGGAUAUAAAUAGUUCCAACUCUUUACCUCAAUCGCAUCAAAGCUUACAGCAUCAGAAAGACACUGCAAAAGUUUCAUCCCAUUUUUCUCUAAAAGAAAUCCAGAGGAGGUUCAGACAUGCUCUAGGUGAGGGAAAAAAGGAGCAACAUUCAAUCACUACCGAUGGUAUUCUUCAUAAAAUUCCAUCUGGAUUUCAUGACUCAGGAGAUAAACGGAUUGCUAGGGAGAGUGUAGGCAUCAAUUUGCCAAGUAAAAAUUCUCCAAGAAUGGAACAUACUCCACCCACAGUUUUUGCAAGCAGAAGAGAUGAUAGAACCAAGCCAAGAGCAAGCCAGCCUAACAUCAAGGAUGAAUUCAGUUCAACAAGGACCACUCAUCACAGAAGACUGAACUCAGCAGCUGUCGCUGAAUCACCAAAUAGGGAAUCUGUCCUUAAAGAUGAGACCAAAAAACGUCUUUCCGAGAUGUUAUAUAGUGUGGAAAAGGAUCAAGUUUUGACAACCCGAGGGAUCUCGAAAACCUUGGGAAGAAUACUUUCACUGCCAGGAUAUAACUUGUUAUCUCCUAGAUUGACCCCUGGAAGAGACAAGGAGCCAGACUUGUUAUCUCAACAGAUGAGAUUGUCUUCUAUGCAGCAACUAACACAAGAAAAUGAUACCAACCUGUCGAGCCCAUCAAGCCAGAAUUUAGAAACUCCACCAUCUACACCACUUAUUGAUGCUGAAUGGCAGGCUGGAGAAGAAUUGAAUUCAGAGGGUAUUAUGGAGGAUGUGGAAAUAACAGAUAACAUAUGCAUGGAAGAAAUCAGGCAUUUGGAUGUCUCAGAAGCUGAUGACAAUAAGUUCAGCGUUAUUAGUGAAGGUUGCAACAAAGAAAGAUCUUAUAUGCAGCCAGGAUUGGAGCCAUAUGAAGAGAUGUCACAACUGGAGAACCUACCCAUUUCAGUCUCACGAGGCUCUUCACCCGUACAUAAAGUAGAAUUACCUCGAUGCAUCGUAGAAAACCCAGAGCAGCCAAGUCCAGCAUCUGUUCUUGAACCCUUCUUUUCAGAUGAUAUUAUUAGCCCUCAGAGUGCAACAACUGAACCAACUAAGUUUCCUAUGCGGCCCCGACAAAUUCAUUUUGAAGAACAUGACAAUCCUGCAGUGGUUGUAACCUCAUCAGUUUCAGAAGUCAAUUUAAGAACCUUUGAGCAUGAGAAGGUAGCUAAUUUCAAAUAUGUAAGAACUGUGUUGGAAGCCUCAGGGUUAAGCUGCGACCAAUUUCUAGAGCAGUGGUGUUCAUCAGAACAAUUGCUUGAUCCAUCCUUGUUUGAUGAAGUGGAGGUGUCGCAUAGUCCAAUGCCAGAUAAUCCAAAGCUUAUUUUUGAUUGCAUCAGUGAAGUUCUUGUGGAGAUCCAUGAGAGAAUUUCCAGUGGCAGCCCUUGGAUGUCUUUCAUCAAACCAUGCGUCCGGCCAUUCCCACUAGAAGAAAAAUUCAUCCAAGAAGUGUACAAAGGCAUUGAUCGGCAUCUCCAAUUGCAGGUUCCAUGCACGUUAGAGAAGACAGUUGAAAAAGAUAUGAAUGUUGGAGCUUGGAUGAAGCUCCGGUUUGAAAUUGAAAGCGUUGUCAUUGAGAUGGGAGAUGCCAUCCUAGGAGAUUUGAUUGAAGAAACUGUCAUCAAGCUCUGGGUGUAGUCUCUUUGUUCUACUAGGGAUUUGUUUCAUUAUGUUUUAAGGAUGAUGAACAAAGUGCAGUCAGAGCUAAAAUACCGGCAAGCCUUCAAAAUGUAAAGUCAUUUGGAAAUGACUCCAUUGUAGUCUAAGUUCUUAGGUGGCUGUACUGGUUUUUGAGGGCUCAGUACACCAAAUACUUCAGAGUUUUGGAGGUGGUUCGCACCAUUCUACAGAUUGAACGGGCUCAGGAUUCGGCUUUGGCCGAGUAUCUACUAGUUUGGUCUUUA
Messenger RNA from Elaeis guineensis (African oil palm), 4050 nucleotides. RefSeq lists its product as uncharacterized. NCBI's taxonomy places the organism in Eukaryota, Viridiplantae, Streptophyta, Magnoliopsida, Arecales, Arecaceae. The record is from RefSeq and is a predicted model, not a curated record.